AUGGACGGAUGGAGGGAGACAGGCUGUGACCUGUCGCCCAAUCGGCCUUGCCGAACCGUGUUUGAUCCCUACAGAGAUUUAGUGUGGGUGGCAGAUAUCACAGGACGGGUCUUUUCGUACCUGGUACCGUACAUGAAGCCGUACACGUCGUUUGUGGCCCACAGCACUCCCGUGCUCGAUCUCCAGGUCACGGACAAAUACGUGUACUCUCUUUCUUCGGGGGGCGUAAGCUGCCACAAACGCACGGGCCAGUUGAAGGCCUUUGAUCCGGCAGCGGUCGGUAUGCGCAUGCUUGUGAAUGACAAUGAGAUACUGCUGGCAACUGGCCGUCGCGUCAACCGCCGGACUUUCGACCCUCCCAGGGAAACCGGUACGUUCACGAUAGAUAUCCCGGCAGAUGUCACUAUUUUGUUUAUGGAGCGCUGCUCGCUCAAUGUAGCUCUGGGUCUCAGCGACGGUCGGGUCGUCGUGUGUGAUCAGAGCACCUUUGAUAUUAUCUACGAGGUGCGCUGCCAUUCCGGCCCCAUAACGGACAUGGAUGUGUGCAAGUCGGUCAUUAUGACGUGCGGCAUGAGUGCCCGUCGUUAUGGCAUGGUACCCGACCAGAUAGUUUACGUUUACGAUGCACGUUUACGCAAGACUCUGCCCAUGUUGACUCUAUCGAGCCCGGGGCUGUUUGUGCGCAUGCAUCCCAAGUCCCCAACAAACUGUGUGGUGGUAGGCCCUGGCCAGAUCCAGUUUAUGGACGUGAGAAAUCCAACAAACUUCUCUAUCCAUCCGGUGGCUUCCCAGAGUACAUUCAUUGGACUGGACCUGUCAUCCCAGGGCGACUCGCUGAUUUUACUCGAACAGAAUGGUACUAUUCAUUUCUGGACCCGCAACCAUGCACCCCCCGCAAGGUUGCGACAGGUUACAGACACUACCCCGUUGUCGGCGGUGGGGAUGCCUCCUUACCAUCAGGAAUUAUUGAGCUCGUGGUCGGAUCCGCUUAUCUUUGAAGUAGGAAUGGCGCCUCCGCAAGACUUUGAGCUGCAAAAGCGAAACACUGCUUCAAACUACGUGUCCAUGCUCAAAUCGAUCAGACGUUCGUCAAUUGCUGUGCCGCGCUUUCUGUCCGAACAGUCACCCAACAGCUACCUGUCAAACGAGGUCAAGGGACUUUCAAUUCAAGAAGUCGCUGGACGAAUGCCAGUAGCUUAUAGACAGCUCCAGAUUCACUUCAGCAAGUUUGGCGUCCAUGACUUUGAUUUCAGUUUCUAUAACAAGACCGGCCAUGCUGGUCUCGAGACACAAGUUUGGGGAAACACAUUUUGCAAUUCGCUCAUGCAAGUUAUGCGGUGGUGUGCACCUUUGCACAACCACACACUGCAGUUGUUUGCGAAGCAUAACUAUGAAAGUAUACCAAUCGUAUGUGAACUGGCGAUGAUGUUUGAUAUGUUGCACAAAGCUGAGGGUCGGCCGUGUCGAGCUUCGAACUUUAUGGCUACCUUGGCAGCGCACCCAUCGCCCAAGGCCCAAGCUCUUCUUGCGUCUGGACUUGGGCUGCGAGAGCAGAUUACCGGGCUGUUUGAUUUUUUGAUGGAGCAGUAUAUUGUUGAGGAGGAGUCGGUUUCUUCAGAGCCUUCGCUUCACACUGUCGUUGGACUCGAUGUAACAUGUCGAAUGUAUGGCUCUUGUGGCCAUCGGGCUGAUACGGUUGAACGACAGAUGGUUCUUGAGGCGGCGUAUGCUGAUUUGAAGGGCCUGAAUGCUGCCUUGAGUCGCACAACGGACAUGUCUCAAUGGUGUCCAAAGUGUAAUAAACAGCAUGCUAUGGCCGUCGUGAGGCAAGUGACUAGCGCGAGCGACGUCAUUUUUGUGAGCGUGCAGGAAGCAGCUGCCCAGCCCAUGAGAUCACCGGCUGAACAGUUUUCUUUGGGUACGCGCGCCGAUCGCAGGUCGUUCAAGGUCGAGGACUCUAAUGAGCCGCAAUACAAACUUGCAGGAUAUAUUGCUGAAAUGAUAGAUCGGAGAGAUCGACACGCAGUGGCUUUUGUGAAGACCACCGAUAACAGCUGGUUUUUGUUUAAUGAUUUCUUGGUGCGACCAGUGGAAGAGCGGAUUGCCAAAGAUUUCAGCCCAAGCUAUAAAAAGCCUUUGAUGUUGGUGUAUACACGCACAGAUCUGCCAAAGGCACCCAUUGGUGAAUUCGAUUAUGAGGGAUGGAAGCAAAAUAUGGAUCUCCGGCGGCUGCUGGAGCAACCUACCCGCCCCAAUAUGCUGCAGCUGACCCCGGAGGAAAUUAGACCGGGCGCCACGGUGGCCCUGGACGCCGAGUUUGUUUUGUUGAGCAAAGAGAUUGCCGAGCUCCAUUCGGACGGAACCAAAUCACUAAUUCGGCCGCAAAUAUUGUCGCUUGCUAGAGUGUCGGUGGUGGAUGGGAACAGCGUCCCACCAAAACCUUUCAUUGACGACAUAGUAGCAACCACUGGACCAGUGCUGGACUACCUGACGAAAUUCUCGGGCAUUGAGCCUGGAGAUCUUGAUCCAAACACGUCGCCGUAUCCGCUCGUCACUCGGCAAACCGCGAUCGUGCGAUUAUGGCUGCUGGUCAAUCUAGGGUUCCGGUUCGUGGGUCACGCGCUGGUUAAUGAUUUCCGCACAAUUAAUAUUCAAGUCCCGAGAAACCAGGUCAUUGAUACGGUAGAGCUGUUCCAAGACAAGGGCCUGAUUGGGCCUCGGAAAUUGAGUCUCAAGUUCUUGAUGUGGGUUUUAUUCGAUGACCAGAUCCAGUCCGGUAACCACGAUUCAAUUGAAGAUGCGCAAGCUGCGCUCAAACUGUACAAAUUCUACGAAUCAAUUAAGGACGAGCCGGGCAAGCUCCAAGAGGUGCUGCAAAACGUAUAUGAUAGGGGCCAAAUCACAGGAUUCAGGGUGCCUGAAACUGUGCAGUGA
This is a messenger RNA of Wickerhamiella sorbophila, 2934 nucleotides long. RefSeq names its product PAB-dependent poly(A)-specific ribonuclease subunit PAN2. Gene Ontology annotation, cellular component: PAN complex; P-body. The record is from RefSeq and is a predicted model, not a curated record. Bases 1 to 2934 code for a protein of 977 amino acids. Gene Ontology annotation, biological process: nuclear-transcribed mRNA poly(A) tail shortening. The transcript is spliced from 2 exons. Gene Ontology annotation, molecular function: protein binding; nucleic acid binding. Lineage: Eukaryota; Fungi; Ascomycota; Dipodascomycetes; Dipodascales; Trichomonascaceae.